This is a messenger RNA of Paramisgurnus dabryanus, 635 nucleotides long. NCBI's taxonomy places the organism in Eukaryota, Metazoa, Chordata, Actinopteri, Cypriniformes, Cobitidae. The record is from RefSeq and is a predicted model, not a curated record.
CUGAUAUUGGUCUAGCUGUUUGAAUUACAAUUAAAGGUCUGCGUUUGACCCUUCAGGUAUUCAAUCCCGUAUAAUCAUCUAUUAAAAUGGAUCUGCGUUGUGUGGCCUGGUUGUGCAGCAUCAUCUGCUUUGCGCAUAUUUAUUCACUUCCAACAAACUGCAUGCUUCAGAAGCACUUAAUAAAGACAUCAUUUACUCUUCUGGAUACUAUGGGGGGUCUUUUUCCUGAGCAAUGCCUGGAGGACGAUGUUAAAAUUAAUUUCCCUCAAAAUGUUUUCGAGGCAAACAAUGCGCAACAGGUUGGUGGUGUUGAAAAGGCCAUUUACCAAACACUGCAGAAUAUUGAAGCUUUGUUUCAGAAUGAUGGUAUUCCCAACGAGUGGAAUGAAAAGAAGUUGGAUGGUUUUUUACACACCAUAUAUCGCCAGAUCGAUCACAGCAAAUGCAUCCUGGGCAAACCUGAAGCUGGACAACAUUCUCUUGAAAGAGAUGCAGCGCUCAAAAUUUAUUUUGAGACCAUAUCCGCAAAUAUGAAGCAAAAGGAUUUCAGUUACUGCGCAUGGGAAGUCGUGAGAAAGGAGAUUCUGCGCACCCUUGACUUCAUAUUAAAACACAACACAGACAUCAUGCUAUGA